Messenger RNA from Momordica charantia (bitter melon), 1566 nucleotides. RefSeq lists its product as uncharacterized. The record is from RefSeq and is a predicted model, not a curated record. NCBI's taxonomy places the organism in Eukaryota, Viridiplantae, Streptophyta, Magnoliopsida, Cucurbitales, Cucurbitaceae. Gene Ontology annotation, molecular function: RNA binding.
CCCUAAUUCCUCGCCCUCUCAAACAAAAAUGGCUUCCCCUGGUUCUGUAUGUGUUCCUCCUUCUUCCAGAGUUAAUCAGCAAACGGCCGAGAAAGCUGUGGAAUCCCUCCUCCAAUGGCGAAAUUCCAAGCGGGAGAAGCCACAACUCUUUGACCAGGAGGAUUUUCUAUACCUCGUCGUAACCCUCAGGAAAAUCCCUCCCAAAGGCCGCACAAAUCCUUACAAAAUCCCUCUCCCUCAUUCCCUUCACUCCGAAUCGUCUGAACUCUGCCUCAUUAUCGACGACCGAACCAAAUCUAAUCUCACCAAAGAUGACGCGAGGAAGAAAAUCCAGUCGGAAAAUAUUCCAAUUUCGAAGGUAAUUAAGUUGUCGAAGCUUAAAUCCGAUUACCGCCCCUUUGAAGCUAAGCGGAAGCUGUGCGAUUCGUACGAUAUGUUUUUCGCUGACGAUCGGGUGAUCCCACUGCUGCCGAGUCUGUUGGGGAAGCAUUUUUUCAAGAAGAAGAAGAUUCCGGUGCCGUUGAAUUUGAGGCAUAAGAAUUGGAAAGAACAGAUUGAGAAGAGCUGUGCGUCGGCGUUGUUGUAUUUAAGGACGGGGACUUGUAGUGUGGUGAAGGUGGCAAAGACGUCAAUGGAAGUUGAAGAGAUUGUGAGUAAUGUGAUUGCGGCCAUUGAUGGGAUUGCGGAGAUUGUGCCCAAAAAAUGGAGUAAUGUUCGGUCCUUUCAUUUGAAGUUGCUGGAGUCGAUUGCAUUGCCAAUUUACCAGUCAGUACCGGACUUGAAGUUUAAAAUUGAGGCCGCCAUGAAAGGGGAAGACAAGGGAAUCGAAGAAGUAGAAGAUUCAGGUAAGAGUCCUACUCCUGUCAAGGUUAGUAACAAAAAAGAGAAGGAGAAAAAGUUGAGCAAGAAGAAGGGGAGGAUUCAUGAAGUUCGUUACAUGGACAGUAAUGGCGGAGAGUUGUCUGAUGAAGAUGAAUUGGGCAGUGAUCUUGAUGAAGACACAGAUAAUGUUAAAGUUAGUGAAGAUGUCAUAAUGGGUAGUGAUGAAUUGAAGGGUAAGAAACGGAGUAGAGUGAAUAAGGGGAAAGAAGAAGACCUUCAAACUGAGUUGAAUGUCGAGAAGCCAUUGAAGAAACCAAUUAGUAUGAAGAAGGACAGCGUCAAACAAAAAAAAGAUGAGAUCUCCGAGAAGAAGAAAAUCGGAGAUAAGAUAAAAAAGAAGGGAGGUCUGUUAUCUGUUGACAAUGAUGGAGAAUCUGCUGGGAAGAAGGUAAAGAAGAGUGGGGUUUCGAAGUUGAAAGCUGCUGGAACAAAGAAAGCAAAGAAAUGAACGUUAGAGAUGGAUAAAGCUUAAGCUAGGGAGCUCUAGAAGGGACCUUUCUCUUCUUCAUGAGGUUUCUUCCUGAUCCAAGUAUGUCUAUACCUUCCGCUUUUGAAGUGGCAAGUUUUGAUUAUCCCUAAUCAUUUUCCAUUUUUUUCAUUAGGAUUGGAAAAUGAACUGAUGAUUUAUAUGUCUGUUUGUUCUUAGUUAAAGAGAAUUUUGAAAGCUUGAUUGAUGUUUGCUCU